GUGAUCACAUCAAACACAUUCAGUUCAGCUCCUCAACUAUUAUUCUCUUCUCUUUAUUCACAGACUCUUCAACUCUCAACUGAAAACUCAACAAAACGCUCUUUCCUAAUUCUUCUAAUCUCUCUCUCAGAAUUGUAAUGACAAGUAAUGAUGAUAAUGACUUUUUAACAUCAGUUGAUAACUCAUUUGGAAAGCUUCCUGAUCAUCUCCUGAUAGAAAUUUUCAUCCGAGUCCCUGUGUCUGAGUGGGCACAAAUAUCUUGUGUUAAAAAGCAUUGGGCCAGUCUGUUUCGUGGAGAAUGUUUGUGGCAAGCUGCUCUCACUAGGGCUUUUCCUUUGGCUGGCCAAGCUAAGAGGUGGCCUGGACCUAUUCCUCGAGGAUUGAGCAGGAGGAGAUAUGUAGCUUUGCAUGUUGCUACACACAUUUUUUCCCUGGAUGGUGAGGUAGAUGAGAUUGUGGGCCACACUUACCUGUUUUUGAAGGAACAGCUUGAACUCUCAACUAUGCCACCUCCAUCAGGAGUACUUCAUGGAACAAUAAUUGAUCAGUUUAUCGCUUGUGGCAAAUCAAGAGACAUGGCACAUGAGCUUGCUUCACAGAUCUGGCUGGCUGUUCUUGACAAUUUGGAGGAAAAUGAGCAAACAUUUUGUGUACUCAAACGACUUGCGCUAGAGGGAGAUGUUUUUCUUCCAUACCCAUAUUCACGAUCAAACAAAGUGCAAUGGAGAGUUUAUGAAAAGCUCUUCACAGAUUUUCGCGACUGCUUCAAUCAUGUGGAUUACUAUGAUGUGUUGGCAUGUGCUAAGAACAAGUUUCAGCCAAUUCCAUCUACAUGGUUAGGUUACUAGCGCGCCUCAAAUUCUGUACAUUGACCAUGCAAGUAUUUGUAUAUACGAAUAUAGCCAUUGCACCUAUCCUGCAAAUUCAUGAGGUAGAAUCAUGGGUUGAAGACCUCUGGAUUCUUGAAAAGGAUUCUUGUAUGUGUGCUGUUAAUCAAUGGAUCUCUAGGGAAGCGAAACAUGUAUAAAUUUCCAGAGGAUAUCUUUCUUACCUUUUGUUCAUACAUGUAGAAUAAAAAAACACUUUUUUUUUUUUUUUUUUUUUGAGUUCUUGGACUUGUAUAGACUAUAGAGACUG
Messenger RNA from Pistacia vera, 1137 nucleotides. RefSeq lists its product as uncharacterized. Bases 138 to 848 code for a protein of 236 amino acids. Gene Ontology annotation, molecular function: protein binding. Lineage: Eukaryota; Viridiplantae; Streptophyta; Magnoliopsida; Sapindales; Anacardiaceae. The transcript is spliced from 5 exons. The record is from RefSeq and is a predicted model, not a curated record.